Molecule: messenger RNA, 3968 nt
Organism: Chara braunii
Lineage: Eukaryota; Viridiplantae; Streptophyta; Charophyceae; Charales; Characeae
Source: the annotation of a GenBank genome assembly
GCUAUGGAUGUUGCAGUGACGGUUGGGUUGCUGUUGUCUCCUUGGUUGUUUGUUUGUUUGGUUGGUUGGUUGGUUGGUUGGUUGGUUGGUUGGUUGGUUGGUUGUUGUUCCAUCGUUCUCCCCCCUAACAGGAUGCAGAGGAAGCAUUACAGGGGGCUUGCGAAUCCCCAGUGCAUUCAUGGCAUUGAAGUCAUACGAUUGCCAAAUCUUACGGGUGUCAGCGACGAGGAUCUGCAGCGUUGGAGCGGCCUGACAGGAAGAGCUCUGUUCUUCUCUUUAGCGCCAAAUGCUGAGGAGUACUCGAAAUGGCGAGUCACCGGAAACACAGAUAGCACAGGGGGGGUAGGAGGAGGAGGAGGAGGAGGAGGAGGAGGAGGAGGAGGAGCAGUGAUCGGCAGUGAUGGGCGAAAGCACGUAGUGCCGAAGAGUAAGAGGAAUAUGCCAGGUGUGCUGCCAAGUGAUCAGCCUCUGCAGCGUUAUCUUCAGAAACAGCAUCUGCUGCACAUGGCCCAGCCACAGUGUCAGGCGCAGGCUACGUUGCAGCAGCUGCAGUGCCUGCAAACUCAGCAGCAACAGCAGCAGGAGCCACAGCGUGGACCGUCGCCAAGUGUCGGAGAGGCGUUGAUGCAAAGCCACGCUCGUGUUGUCAAUCAGCGUAGUUCGCAGUCGACGACCAACCACCAGCUUCAGGCACAACAGACCCAGUCACAGCAGCACCAGGCGGCACAGCAGCAGCAGCAGCAAGUGUUGCCUCAACAGCGCCACCAUCGUCAUCAUCACUUGCAUGCUCACAAACACAAGCAUAGACAGAAUCAGAAGUCUGUUCAUGUGCAGCCGCCGACAAAGCAGCAGGGCAUGGGUAUGUGCACGGCUGCAGCUGGAAGUACAAUCAGUGUCAGCGUUGCAAAUCUGAACAGACAGUCCGCAUUGAAUGGCACACAAGUGGUGCCUUGCACUUCCGGAGGGGGUUCUGCGCUAGGAGGAGCCGCGGGUGCGGGAGGGGGUACCUAUGAGCUGCACACACCAGACCGGACGAUGCACAGUGCAACCCAUCUCAACCCAGGAGGAGUCAUGGGAACCCUCACAUCAGCAGGAAAAGGUCAGUGUGGCAGUGGGAUGUUAAUGGCAGACAAUCAGUGUGCCAGCCAAGGCCAUUGCCAAACUCAGGGUUUGAUGAAUGGUUUCACGGCAGCGGCGGCAUGCAAUAUUGCAAAGAACCGCCAGAACAUGAAUCCAAAUCUGAAUCUGUUCCAGCAGGAACAGAGUCGAACGGAAUUCCGGCCGCGACACCAGCAGCAGCAGCCAUCGCCCAUUCACACUCAGCAGAGUCAGUUCUUGCCCCAUCUUGCAUUCUGCGAUUCGCCCCCAUCUUCACCCUCAUCACCGAUGCAUCAAUCGACCAUCCAUCUCCAGAAUCUGCAAGAGCAGGAAUACAGGCAACAACCCCAUCUCCAUCAGCAUCCGUUGUCCCUGGCAAGGCACCAGUCUUCACACCAGCAGCAGCUUCCUCUGCAGCAGCAAGCGUACGGAAACUCCUCGGCGUCUUUCCCGUCACCAGUGCUGGGUCCUUCGCUGUCAUCUCCUCUCUCACCGUCGUCUUCGCCUUCGCAUUCAACACCCAAUCAUGGGCUGGGAAUGGGUGUCGGUGGUAGCUUGUGUGAUGGUGGGGAGCUUCUUGUGGCGAUGGGCAAACGGAUGCUUCCGCUAGGAGGCAAACCUUCACGCGAUGCAGGGUGCGACUUGGUCUUUGCCACGGGAAUGAGCUUAUCGAACACUGGUACAGCGAAGAAGCGGAAGAAAACCGGUAUGUCGGGGACCACUGGCAUGAGUCUUUCCAUCGGAACAGGAUCGACCGGGGUGGUCGGCACGACAAGGUCGCUCCCAUCGCCCGGCAGCACAGACCAAUGCCUGGAGCUAUCGACGGGCGGAGGCCCACAGUGCAUAGUGACCGGCGUGGCCCCGUUGAUUGCCAACACCACGGGAGGUACUCAACAACCGAGGCCCAUGCUGAGCUGGCAGAAGGAUUUCACGGGGGUGAUGCUGCAGUCGUCAGGACCCACGACCGCGGCGAAGACCAUUUACGAGGACGACGAGGGGUACCUGGUCCUUGUCAGCCUUCCCUUCACGGACAUGCAGCGUGUUCGGGUAUCGUGGCGGAACGUCGAAAACCACGGCAUCCUUAAGCUUCACUGUGUAAGCACCGCCCGGAGGCGUGUCAUCACAAAGCACAACCGUACCUUCAAGCUGACGGAUCCCAACCCGGAACACUGCCCCCCCGGUGAGUUUGUCAGGGAGAUUGCACUGCCCACACGAGUCCCCGAGAACGCCGAGCUUCAUGCUUUCUACUCUGAGGCAUGCGCCGGGCUAGAGAUUCUUAUUCCCAAGCAAGCGCUGGUGGAGGAGGAGCGGGAAGUCCGCGUCUUCCUUCCGCGGCAGAUGGUAACCGGUGAAAGUCUACUGCCGCAGCCAUCACGCUGAGCAUUACACCAACCCAGCGUGCGUGCGGGAGAGAAGCAGCCAUUGGAGUUCGGUGCGAAAUUCACCAAAUUCACCUUAAAGCUGUAAAGGGCAGUGGAAUCCCUUUGUUGGCGUGAGUAGAUGUGUGCAGUUCCAGCUUUCUAUCGAGCGUACCCAUGCGGUCUCCCUCUGCCCUGAUCAAGCAACAUGGUGUGUCUCUGAAGGUGCAAACCUGUGCCAUCAUUCUCAAGUGGAUAAUCCUGUGGGUAUGAAUAACAAUCCUGUGGAUAAUACUGUGGAUAAUCCUGGAUAAUUCUGUAGAUAUGGAUAAUGCUGCAGAUAUGAUAAUCCCGUGGAUAUGGAUCAUCCUGUGGCUGUGGAUAAUCCUGUGGAUAGUCCUGUGGAUAUGGAUAAUCCUGGAUAAUUCUGUAGAUAUGGAUAAUGCUGCAGAUAUGAUAAUCCUGUGGAUAAUCCUGUGGCUGUGGAUAAUCCUGUGGAUAAUCCUGUGGCUGUGGAUAAUCCUGUGGAUAAUCCUGGAUAAUACUGUGGAUAUGGAUAAUCCUGUAUAGUCCUGUGGAUAUGGAUAAUCCUGUAUAAUUCCGUGGAUAUGGAUAGUCCUAUGGAUAUGGAUAAUCCCUGUGGAUAGGGAUAGUCCUGUGGACAUGCCUAAUCCUAUCCUUAUGCUGCAGUUCCUUUGUUGCCACUGCAAAUUCUAUCCUAAGCCUUUUGCGUCCGUCCUCAUCCUGUGUGCUGUGUGCGUGGAGAAAACGCAGUCGCAGUUUCUGCAUGGCAGUCUGACGCAGGGGCCACUUGUGGGUAUGAUGGCAGACAGGCCAAUACGGCAGGUAGCAUGUGGACCGUUUGACAACGGUCGGCGUUGAUGUAGACACCAGUCAUAGGACCGUCUUCCCCAGUAUUUGGGGCAAUUUUCAGUCUACAUACAGCGAUAAUAAUGGUAAUACUAUGUUUUCUCUUUUUUUUUUUUAGGGGGGGGGGGGAGAUGCUAGGAAUUGGGACAGUGCUCAGUUCAGAGGAAUGAGGACACAACAACGUAGUACGUUGGGGGUCGAAUUUCCACCGACGGAGCAAAAGUGCACACAGCUUUAUCGUCACAGGCGUAGGAGAGACGGCGAGGAGGAAGGAUGCAUCGGACAGGAGGGAGAGAAAGGUUUGGAGGGGUGAAGGGUACCGUCGUAACCCAUAUACAACGUACGGUCAUUAUGGCUGUAUUUGGGGCAACUUUGAGUCUAGAUGCAGCAAUAAUGACCGUAUACGUUGUAUCCAGGUGAAGACGGUAGUGGUCACGGCGGAGGAUGCAAUGAUGUAGAAAAACAUUGUGUCUUGUGCAUCCACCGACUGUGACUAAGCGCCCACGCAUUGAUCCUCCCACUGGAGGAGCAGCAGACUCGGCGAGGAAGGACGGACCGAUUAGCGGUCCGGAAAGAACUGCGACGUAGAAAAAAGGGGGACGAAGAGUCUAUUUUUGUGCUUGCAGGGUGUCACAGGAAAGU